AGACAUAAAUUAUCAAUAAUAAAUUAAUGUUGCAAAUGAAAGCUGGUUAUCUGCAGCUAAUAUAAGUGUGUUAGAAUGUCUGACUCAACUUCUUGGAAAAAGCUUGCAGAUGAGAAGGAGAAAGAGUGGCGACAAGUCUUAGAAUCAAGGUAACAUUUAUUUCACACAAAACUAUGCAGUUAUGGAUUACUUUUAUAAAAUCUCUGAAUAGAGAUUUUAAACCCAUUGCUUUAAGAUUUAAUCUUUCAAAUAUUGUGUUAUCCAUAUGAAUUACAGGUUGCUUCAAUUAAAAUAUUGGCUCUACACUAAUUUAAACAUUAAACAUGGAAUAAAUUAUUCUCUAAAAUAAUUGGACUACCGUCUGGGGUGUUAACUAUUUUUUAUUUAUAUUAUAAAUUGCAUAAUUUCAAGAGAACUUAAAUUAAAUCUUUGUCUACCUAUGUUUUGUAAAAAUAUUUGAUAACUAUUUGUGUACAGUUUGAAAGCUUCUAUAUUGAAGAUAUCCCCCAAACUGAAUGAGGAAUGAAUGGGAUGGUUUUAUAAGUAUCAACUAUUUAUCAUUAAUUAUGAAUAUAUUAGUGUUGAUUACUGAUUUUAAAUACCCUCAUCUAUUAACUUUAAAAGAAGGAAUACUUUGUAUCUAUUUUUGCAAUAUCAGCAGUGUAUGUUAUUGUACAUUGAUUUGUUGGGGCCUUUUCUUGAGCUUUUCCAAUAACUUGUUUUACAUAUUUCCUUGUACAAUUGUAGCACUGUGUGAUCUUUUUUCAAGUAAAAUUAUGAAUUUAAAAGUAAUCAAAUAAUAACUAGCUAGGCUAAUUAUGUCAUGUGCGCACUUUCCAAAACUAAUGGAAAACUUCAUGCCCCUUUUAUAUUUUAUUUUAUUUAUUAUUUAUUUUAAUUGCAUCAUUUUUGGGGGAUCUUUGCCAAAAAGAAUUACUAAUUUUUUAUUAGAAAAUAAGCCAACAUUUAAAGCUUUCCAUUCAAUUUUUAUCUUGUAAAAUCUAUGGCAUAGAUCCAAAUAUUAAAAAAAAUAAUAAUCAAUUUCAGGAUAAAUGCUCUUGAGGGAGAAGUUAAACAGAAAGACACUGAGCUUGCUUCUGAAAAAAUAAAAUUUAAUGAAUUAAAAGAGCAUUUCAAAUACAACCUAAAGUUGUUAGAAGAGAGAGACAGAGAGCUUGAAAAAUAUGACAUCUCAUUCUCAGGUAACACAUGCUAAUAAAUGUAAAACAAGCUUCAUAGAUUAAUUAUAAUGUUAAAAUAAGAUAAUUUCUUUUAAAUUUGGAAGAUGAUAAAAUAAUGUCAUAUAGUUUUCAAAUAUCUGUAAUGUUAGUAAGUUCUAAAUCAAUGAAAUUUUCACAUUUCUUUGAGGCCAGCAAUGCAACCAGGUAUUUGACAAUUAAAUUAAUGUUUAAAUGAAAUCAUUUAUGCAAAAUUUUAAAGAGAACAGUGAAUUAUGUUGAUUUUCUAAAAAAUAAAAAUAUCUAAUAUUUCUUUUCCUUAGAAAUACGAAAUGCCCUAAAUCAAAAAAAUGCUGAAAUUAGCGAGUUAAAGAUUUAUCUUGAUGAUUUGAAAAAUGUUAUAAAAAGAGAAGAGAAAACAAAGGAUGAACUGCAAGCUAACUAUCAGCGACGAAUUCGAGAAAAACAAAUGGAAGUCGAUACAUACAAGAGGUCAGAUCCUAAAUCACAAAGUUUGAUAAGUUUUAUAGACAUGACAUUUGGUCAUUGUAAGUUAACUAAUUGGAUUUAGGGUAGCUCAAAAGAGCUUAAUUUCAUUUUCUGUUUCUUUUAUAUUAUAUUUCUGCCUUCUUUUUCAAUUAAAACAAAAUCAAUUCUACUGUUUUGCAUUAAUCAAAUGAAGGAUUUUUUGCUGUCAUUUUUUUUUCAGGUAAGAAUUUAGUAUAGGAUAUUCUGUUAUAGCUUCUUUAUCUUGGAUUCUUGUAAAGCAUUUCGCUACAGAUUGUUCGUUAAAAUUUGAUAUAUUGAUAAAUUUUAUUCCAUUAGUUUUAGCUAUCUAUUUCAAAUGUUUCCUAUUUUAUAGUUGUAAGGACAAGGAACUGCUGGAUGAGAGGAAGGAGUAUGAACAGUUCAGGAGAGACCUGCAAAGACAGUUGGUCAAUGUUCAAAAUGAACUGGACAUUCAGAAGAGAGAAUUAACUUCUGGUAACUGUCUACUUUCACAAAUCUUAGUUCUGUUUGUAGCCAUGUGCCGAGUGGGUGAGUGGUUGAGAAAUUAAGUUUUAAAUUUCAUUUAUAAAUCCAAGGAAAUCAGAUCUUAAAACUUAACCACAUGGCUGCACAUUUCCUAUAACGAUAUGACUGUCAGGAUUCUACAUGCGCAAGCACCAUGUCUUGUACAAGCGAGCGCAUAGCAGUGCAUUUAACUCAAGCUCUACAAAGUUUAAUCAUUCGUUGGAUUCUGAUGUACACGCUAAGGUUAUUUGAAUUUAAGCAAAUCUCAGCUUGUAAAACUAGAAUGAUAUAAAUAGUAGGUGUUAGAUGUAAAUGCUCAUACACCAGGUCUGUAAUUGACAUAGCACACUGCCAUAUGUCUAACUAUGGCGUAUGUCUAACUAUGGCGAUGUCAUUGUUAAGAGGUACAUUCAAUGAGCUUGACAAGUAAUUAAACUAAAACACUGCUUAACAUGAUCAAUAAUGAAUAGGAAUCGCCAAUCACAAAAACUUUAUAAAAGUACUCUACACAAAGGAUAUAGCAUGCUUUUUACUGAUGAAUCGGCCAUACAGGCGGGUGAAAUAAUUUAAGAACUAAUUUUCCUUGCUACAAGUCAUCUACAUCAAUUGAAAAUAAAUUGGUUGCAUGGGCCCUACCUGAUAUAGGACAAACAGGGGAACAAUGACGUCACUGUCUUGUAUUUGGUCAUGGGAUGACCACUUGCCAUGCAUGAGUGACCAAAAAGGAGGUUAGGGCCCAGCUCUCAGCGCUGUGCUUCUUUUAAUUUUGGGUGCGUAUGGGCUAGGGUAUUGCUCUGUGGUUUACCCGCAGCUAUCAAAGUGACACUCAGAGCUUGUGUUACCUUAUUACCAUUAGGUUGAAUCUUGCCACGUCGUACUUGACUGUAAUUAUUGUAAUGAUGAUUUGUGUUUCUUAUAUGAGAGAUAAAAUAAAUAUAUACAUAAAAUAAUAGUUAUUACAUAUACAAUGUAUGACUAUUUGCUUAGCUUAGAUUGUUAUGCCAAUCAUUUUUAUUAAAAGAAAUAGAAAUAAAAUAACCAGACACAAGGCCUGUCAUUAUUUUGUCAAUCAAUCAUAAUUUACUUUUUAAAAGAAUUUGAUGACGCUAUUAAAAAACGAGAGCAUGAGUUUAAACUCCGCUGUGAUGAACUGAGCACAAAAGCCUUGGAGUACGAGUUGAAGGUAAGAGAGAUAACUCACCCAGUAUUUACAGUUAACUAAGUAGAAUUUGUUGUUAUGUUAUAUGAGAGUGAUCCAAUUUUCUUAUCCUUAAAAUAAAGAACAUUAAAAACAAAUAAUUAAUUAAUUGACACCAUUUUCUUUCAAAAUCUUUGGUGAUGACUUAAAAUCAAUGGCAAUCAACUAUUCUAUUUCCAGGUAAAGGUGUUGGAAAAGGAACUUGAGCUGUCCAGGGAUUGCUAUGAUAAGACACACACUGUCAUGGCUGAGGCUGAAGACACACAGAGACAGUUGGAGAAACUCUUAAAACAGAGAGAGUGGGAGUUGACAGACACCACUGCCAUGAAGGAUGCUGAGUAGGGACUCCAGUUUGUAGUAGUCAGAAAAGUGUGGUCUAAUUGUUUGUAGUAGUUAGAAUGUGUGGUCUAAUUGUUGGUAGUAGUUGGACAAGUGUGAUCUGAUUGAUUGUAGUAGUUAUAAAGUCUGGUCUAAUUGUUUGUAGUAGUCAGACAAGUGUGGUCUAAUUGUUUUUAGUAGUUAGAAUGUGUGGUCCAAUUGUUUGUAGUAGUUAGAACGUGUGGUCUAAUUAUUUGUAGUAGUUAGACAAGUGUGGUCUAUUGUUUGUAGUAGUUAGAGAGUAGAAACCCUUUUUGUUUAAUAGUAGUUAUAGAGCAGUGAGAUGGAACUUACUAUUUGUAAUAGUUAGAAUGUAUGUUCUAAUUGUUUGUGGAAGUUAAAAUGUAUGGUCUACAUGAUUGACGUAGUUAGAGAGUAUGGUCUACAUGAUUGACGUAGUUAGAGUAUGGUCUACAUGAUUGACAUAGUUAGAGAGUAUGGUCUACAUGAUUGACGUAUUUAGAGAGUAUGGUCUACAUGAUUGACGUAUUUAGAGAGUAGAAACCCUUUUUUUAAAAUAUUGUUUAUAGAGUAGGGAGUUGGAACUUACUAUUUGUAGUAGUUAGAGAGUAUCUUUUUUUUUUUUGUAGUAGUUACAGAGCACAAUCUAAAUGAUGGAAGCAGUUAAUGAGUACUGUCUAAAUGAUUGAAGUAGUUACUGAGUACUAUCUAAAUGAUUGAAGUGGUUAGAGAGUGGGGUCUAAUUCUUUUUUAGCAGUUAGAGAGUAUGAGCUUAUUGUUUGUAGCAAAUAAAUGGGUAAAGUUUACUUUAUGAGUUUAUUGCAUGUGCUCAAAAUUAUCUAAUUUAGAUUUUAGAUAUUUAUAAUGGCUGAAAUAUUAAUUGUCAAGUUAGAGUUUACUCAAAUAAAUGAACAAAAUCGUCUUUCUUAUUCAGGAUAGCUGAUCUGAGAAUGAGAGUUUCUUCAAGUGAAUCAUCAAUGAAGAAGUUGAAAGAUGAUUUCCAAAGAAAGUGAGUGUUGAAUCUCUGUAUCUUACUGAUCAGUUUCCUGAUCUAGUGGAUUCCCUGAAAAAUGUUUUGUGACUUUUUUUUAGGUUCAACACUUGUGACUUCAACUUAGUUUCAACACUUGUGACUUCAACUUAGGUUCAACACUUGAGUCUUUAACUUAUUUUACUAAUCCAUUAAAGUUUUUCUGGUAUAUUAAUGUACCAGUAAAUGAAAUUUAAAAACUAAAUUUGUAACAAUUAUUAAAUUUCUUAUAUGACAUAAUGUCUUCUCACUGCAUCUACCAAGUCUGAAAUGUUUAAAAUUUAAAUUUAUCAAAACAGUUAUAAUGGUAAUGGAUUGGAUAUAAUGGUAAUAGAUUGGAUAUAAUGGUAAUGGAUUGGAUAUAAUGGUAAUAGAUGAGAUAUAAUGGUAAUGGAUUGGAUAUAAUGGUAAUAGAUGGGAUAUAAUGGUAAUGGAUUGGAUUAAUUGGGAGUGAUGGUACAGCCCAGACCCCCUACAUUGGCUAUAGUGCUAUAGAUCAGAGCUCUGCAACCGGUGAGCCACGGCACACGUGUGCCACAAGAUAAUGCCAGGUGUGCAAAACACGUCCAAGAGAUAUCAGAAGCAUAAAGUGUACCUAGAUACAUAAAUAAAGGAGACAUUACUGACAGGCUGACAAACUCUGCAAUGGCAGAGAUCUGUCAAGUAGCGACAUUUAAUACGGCGAAAUUCUCUGUAAAAUAACAGAUCAUAAUGAAUGUUAACUACAUUAUGUAGUUAUAUUUUUGCAUGUUUUUACUUGUGGUGUGCCGCAGAAUUAUCGGAAAGCCUUAGGUGUGCCAUGAUUGAAAAAGGGUUGCAAAGCUCUGCUAUAGGGGAUGAAUUAAAAACUUGUGACUUCAACUUAGGUUCAACACGUAUGUUCUAAAGGUCUUGCUGAUCAUUUCUGACCAUCACUUAUGAAAUAAAUGUUUAUUUUGAUGACUAAUCUGUUUCUUUGAGGCUGUAUAUUAGGUUAUUCCUAAAGAAGCAAUGAUCAACUGGACUCAACCAGGAUUAUAGUUUAUUUUUCUUAAAUUUUUUACAUAGGUUUACAGACAUGGAUCAGCUGGUCAGAGACAAAGAAAAUACAGUUGAGAGAGUCAAGAAUGGCUACCAUGAGAAGGAGGAAGCUCUUUUGACCACCAUACGGGACCUGCAGUCUCAACUAGAGGAUGCUCAGAUCAGGGAAAGACAACUGCAGUGGUCUAAACAAGAUCUAAUCAAGGAAAAUGAAAUUCAGAUUGAAAAGUAAUUAAAUACUCUUCACUUUAUUAGAUAAAAAUUGCUUUUGAUAUUACCCCUGAUUUGAAUUUUAGACUUCAUUUGAAUUUAACACUUCAUUUGAAUUGUACAUUUGAUUUGAGUUUUACAUUUGAUUUGAAUUUUUCACUUCAUUUGAAUUUUACACUUGAUUUGAAGCACAUUUUUAUGACUUGCUAAUAAAUACUACCAUACAUCAAAUCAAAAUAAAGCUAAAAGUGACAGGGUGGUUUGUGUUUAAAAAAUUGCAGUUUUAAGAUAAUAUAAGAUUCUUUAUUGACCCUAUGGCAAAUGUGUUUUGAUGACAUAGUACAUCUGCAUAUUCAGCAUGUGAGUAAGCACUGUGAUUAAGAGAACAAUCUUUAAAAUAGAACAAACUAAACCUAAGACAUUGAAAUUAUUUAUUAUUCUCAAGUGCAUCAAUCAGCCAUCAUCUCAAAAAUAAACUAGCUUCCUUAGUGACAAUAUUGACUUUAAGAGUGGUUAUUUGAUUUUAUAAUGUGACAUAUUAUAUAUGUUGAGCCCUACAGUAAACUCAUAUUUUAUUUUAAAAUAUGACAUAUUAGAUAUUGAGACUCAUUGAGCUCAUAUUUAUAAUGUGACAUUUUAUAUAUAUUGAGACCUACAGUGAAUUCAUAUUUUAUAAUAUGACAAAUUAGAUAUUGAGACUUACAUAAAGGUAAUAUUUUAUAAUGUGACAUAUUAUAUAUUGAGACUCAUUGAGCUCAUAUUUUCUAAUGUGACAUUUUAUAUAUAUUGAGACCUACAGUGAACUCAUAUUUUAAAAUAUGACAUAUCAGAUAUUGAGACUUACAUUGAGGUAAUAUUUUCAAAUAUUGCUUACAGUCUGAAGGAAGAAAUCAAAACAGUGAAGGAGAGAUGGGAUCGUCAUGUUGCUGAGAUAUCAAAAGAACAUGUCAGCCGAGACCUUGAACUUGGCACUGCAAUAGAAGAACAGAGACGACUCAAGCUUGAACUUGAACAGAGAAAAGAAGAUCUAGAAAUGUUAGUUAUUAACUUACCCUUGUUAGUUAUAAACUUACCCUUGUUAGUUAUAAACUUACCCUUGUUAGUUAUAAACUUACCCUUGUUAGUUAUAAACUUACCCUUGUUAGUUAUAAACUUACCCUUGUUAGUUAUAAACUUACCCUUGUUAGUUAUAAACUUACCCUUGUUAGUUAUAAACUUACCCUUGUUAGUUAUAAACUUACCCUUGUUAGUUAUAAACUUACCCUUGUUAGUUAUAAACUUACCCUUGUUAGUUAUAAACUUACCCUUGUUAGUUAUAAACUUACCCUAUAUUACAGGUAUAAUGCACAAAGUUUAGGUAAAAAAAUGCUAGUUAAAAAUUGCAGUCAUAAUUCAACACACUGGGGUGUGUAGGAAAUAUUUCAUUACAUAAAAUAUACUCAUGCAACCAAAUCUUGAUGAUACACUCACAUUGGGAGGUUGAACACUCACAUUGGGAGGUUGAACACUCACAUUGGGAGGUUGAACACUCACAUUAGGAGGUUGAACACUCACAUUGGGAGGUUGAACACUCACAUUUGGAGGUUGAACACUCAUGGUAUCUGCACAUCAAGAAAGUAAAGCCACCAUUACCCAUUUGACUGGAUAUUAGCAUGGUUGUUUCUGUAUGGCUACUGUUAAUAAUUUAAUUAAUCGUAACAUUAUCAUUUUACAUACAUUUUUAUCUCGUCAAUUGAUAUUGUAUUAUUAAUAAUGUAUAUAGCAUUUUAUUGCUUUUUUCAAAGAAAAAGGAGUUUGCGUUAUACGUUGAUCAUGUUAAAAAUGGCUAUGUACUGUACAACUAAAGUUCUUAUUCUAUUUUAAGUCUUUGUGUUUGAUCCAUUUUUCUGUGAAUAACAAAUUUUUAAUCUGAUAAUUAUUUCAUGAACUAUUAUUUAUAACAAAAUUAAUCAAUUUAUUUGGCUGCCAAGAAAUGCAAUGGCUUCUGAUGUUCAAUAUCCAGGUACAAAAAAUGUUCAAUAUCCAUUUAAUAAAUGUUCAAUAUCCAGGUACAAAAAUGAACUUAAAGCAGCUGCUGAGAGGGAAGAGAAACUGGACAAAGCCAAAAUGCAGUCAGAGCUGGACUGGCAGAGACGUUGUGAAGAUCUGGAGAGACAACAAUACGACAAGUCUGAGGAUCUUAUUAAAAAACUGACCACAGCGAGGAAUGAUGUAAGCCACCAAUCUAUUUAGAUUCUGUUUAACCUACUAACAAUAUCAAUGCCAGUACAUGCAUUGAGAUAGGACAUUCGUGAAAGAGAAGAUAUGAAGCCAACUUGACUGUUGUAACAGACUGAAACAUUGCUUAUGGAAAUGGUUGUGGUCGUGGUAAAGGUUGAUUUCUUCAUCAGAUUAGGAAGGAUGAGAUUAUUUGAAUAGCUUUGAAGAAAAUAAAUGAUUUCAAGUCUUUGUAAGCUCUGCCUUAAGGUUGUGAUGGAUGUCAUAAGGUAAUCAUAAUAACUCAAUUAAUCUAUGAAAACUGCUUCAGUCAUCUUGUGUUGUAUCUACUGCAGUAAUCCUGUGUUGUAUCUACUGCAAGCAUCCUAUUUUAUAUCUACUGCAGUCAUUGUGUGUUAUAUCUACUGCUGUCAUCCUGUGUUGGUAUCUACUGCAGUCAUCCUUUGUUGUAUCUAGUGCAGUCAUCCUGUGUUGUAUGUACUGCAGUCAUCCUGUGUUGUAUCUAGUGCAGUCAUCCUGUGUUGUAUCUACUGCAGUCAUCGUUUGUUCUGUCUACUGCAGUCAUCCUGUGUUAUAAGCGGUUUAUGGAUUAUAUUUGAUAUCAAAUAUUUAUAACAUGAUGAUAGUGAAGUCAACAGCAAAACGAGAAGAUGACAAAAAGUUGUUUGCACUGAAUGAAAAAAAAUGUAAAUAUUCAAAUAAUUUCUGUUCCAGUCAACAUUCUAUUUGAAAUUAAAUAUUUGGUUUAAAAUGGACAUCAAAUAAAGUUUCUAUGGUGAUUUAAAGAAUUAAUUCUCAAUGAAAUUAAAAUAUUUCAGUCUGAAGCCUUGUUAAAGGAAAGGGAAAGAGAACUCCGCCACAAAGUGUUGCUGAUAAAGUCCCUUCAUAAAGAGAGAGACCAGCUGAGAGCUUUACUUAAGAGAUCCGAUAUCCCCUUGGAUAACUUUAUUAAAGUAAGAAAAUUAUCUAAAUACUCUAUUACGGUAGCAUUAUUUAGUUGAAUGGAAUCUAUUUUUAAAAUGUGAAUAUGGUACUUGUAUAAGAGAGUAACUUCAGAACUUGUUGAAAAGUUGUUCUGUCAUUUCAGUAUUCCCUGGAUACUGUGGAGAAAGGAGAGGAUGAACUGGACUACAUAGAGGAGUUACAGAGAGAAAACACAAGUCUUAAACAGCUGAUAGCAAUGAUGAGGCAGGAGAUGGAGGCACUGGGUGGGGAGGUGCCUAAACUAGAGACAGGUAAGAUGAGAGGUGCCCAAACUUCAGACAGGUAAGAUGAGAGGUGACAAAACUUCAGACAGGUAAGAUGAGAGGUGCCUAAACUUGAGACAGGUAAGAUUAGAAGUGCCCAAACUUCAGACAGGUAUUAUGAGAGAUGCCCAAACUAGAGACAGGUAAGAUUAGAAGAGCCCAAACUUCAGACAGGUAUUAUGAGAGAUUCCCAAACUAGAGACAGGUAAGAUGAGAGGUGCCUAAACUUGAGACAGGUAAGAUUAGAGGUGCCCAAACUUCAGACAGGUAUUAUAAGAGGUGCCCAAACUUGAGACAGGUAAGAUUAGAGGUGCCCAAACUAGAGACAGGUAAGAUGAGAGAUGCUCAAACUUGAGACAGGUAAGAUUAGAAGUGCCCAAACUUCAGACAGGUAUUAUGAGAGAUGCCCAAACUUGAGACAGGUAAGAUUAGAGGUGCCCAAACUUCAGACAGGUAUUAUAAGAGGUGCCCAAACUUGAGACAGGUAAGAUUAGAGGUGCCCAAACUUCAGACAGGUAUUAUGAGAGAUGCUCAAACUAGAGACAGGUAAGAUGAGAGGUGCCCAAACUUGAGACAGGUAAGAUGAGAGGUGCCCAAACUUGAGACAGGUAAGAUGAGAGGUGCCUGGAAGAAUGACCAGUCUCAUAAGUAUAUCCCGAAAGGGCACAGUUAAUAUCAAGUACCCAUAAAUGCAAUCACUGUGUUCAUUAUAUUUCAAUAAUUUCCAUUCACAAAUCUUGUUGCCUAAAAGAUAUUCAGUUGUUGGUGUCUUUUGGCUAUUCAUUUCUAUAUUUAAGAUAGUUAAUGGAGUCAAAUGUCUCACAUUUCAGACACUGUGAAUAAUUAUGAAGAAGAAUUGAAGGAGGUCCGCCAAGAAAACAAAGAACUGAGGCUAAAGUUGAAAGAGACAAGAAAAAACACCAUUUCAUUGCACAUGGCAAACAGUGUCAGCAAGGAAGUGAUGUCACAACUUGAAGGAAACAACGGGGUAAAGAAUCACAUUCUGGGACUCAAUGCUACAAUAGGUAUGUUUGUCUUAAACUUAUUAAAUUCUCAAAGGUUCAAUUAACUUACAAUUUUUACAAUUGUCCAACAAUAAUAACAAUUAAGCUGGCACAGGCGCUGCCUUCAGCGGUAUUUACUCUCAAGGAGUAUCAAGUUGGCAACGUAAGAACCUUUGAGAGCAGGCUGGGAAAAUCGACACCCAGGGCAAUAUCCCUUUUGUUUAGUGCAGAGAUGUGUCUGACUGGCAGCUCGGUAGCAACACCAUAUUCCCCUCACAGGGCCAUGCAGUGGUGCGUCCUUCUAAUGAUGUGUGAGUUGCUUCUCUGUGAAUUCCCAAUGGAACCUAAGCAACAUGCGCCAUCUCAUUAACCCUUUUCACAUCCCAAACAUUUUCCUUGGACCAGCCAGAUUCCAGAUCCAGGCAUUUCCCAUGACCCGAAAUGCAUUUCUUCCACCCUAGAGUAUCUAAGGAACAAAUCUAUCCAAAAAAAUGUCACAACAUCCUUCAUAGCUACCCAUGUCACACCACUGAUGACAAAUGACAUCCCAUUACUACAUUAAGGAGGAGACUUAUUCUUUUUCAAAAAAGCUUAUUGACCAACAUUGUUCGUAGUCCAUUAACUGUAAAUUCAAUCACAAACUCCUCUAGGGGAACAUUUUAAUAAGCAUACGUCCAAAAUGUAACAAUUGCAUCAAUGAAUCAGUGGAUAGCUGAUUAUGUUCAAACACUUAAGUUAUAAGAUAAGAUAAGAUUCUUUUAUUGAUCCAAAUAAAUGGAAAUGUUUUUUGAUUGCAUUAUACAUCUUCAGCACAUAAAUAAAACAAUUUGAACACAAGACAUUUAUAAUAAAUUAUCUCAAACAGCCAUUCAGUGAGUUCUCUUAGCCAAAUCGGGGACUUAUUAGUUCUCAUUAAGAUGUAUGACUUGAGAGGGAGCACGCCGGUAAAUUCGUACAGAUUGGGAAACAAACGAAUUUUUAUACAUUUCAGUCCUCACCCUGAUGGAAAGAAUUCAUCCCGAAUGGCCCGAUUCUAAAUAUUUGUGAUGAAGAGGGUGGGAUGUAUCAUCCAAAAUGUGUUUAGUUUUGCAAAAAACAUCUUUCUUCAAAUAGUUCUUCAAGUGAAGGAUGUUUAGUUUGUAUUGUGUUCCUGGCUUUCUUGAUUAGUCGGUUUAUGUGGUGUUUAAUAUCAGAUGUUAAAUUCCCACACCAGCAGGUAAUACUGAAAUUAAGUAGGCUUACAAUUGUUGAACUGUAGAAUAAGUUAAUGAUUUGCUUGUUUAAGCCGAAAUUGUACAGUUUGAGGUAGAACAGUCUUUGGUUGAAUUUCUUAUACAGUGUUUGGCCGUGCUCAUGCCAUGUUAGCUUAUUAUUAAUGGUGACACCUAAGUACUUCUAUGCCUCCACUUUCUCUACACUUUGAUUUUUUAUGUGUUAAAAUAUCAAUUGUAUUGUAUUAUGAUGUGCAUUAUUAAGCUUAUUUGUUCUAAACCAUUUAAAUCUUCCUUAUAUGUAUCAUUUAUCAUUAUAAAUUUUUCUGGGUAUCGUGGUAGGUUUAAGUUUAUUGUAAAAAAAUGUUUGUUUAAAACAGUUGAAAAAGCUUAACACUCAUAGUUUUCUUGUAAAUGUUAUACUAAUUUUGUUAGGACAGCUAAGAGACGCGUCAUUAUUAUUAUGAGGAUAACGCCCCCAAACUCUCUAAACACAUUUGUAUGAAGUCUCACUGGCGUGGGCAUGACUUUUGAAUUAAGGUCUUAUACAGAAUUAGAUGUGACUGACAGACAUUAAAUUUCAACAUCUUUCCCAAAAUAUCUGCAGCUGUCAUCCCCAAGUAUAUGACAUUUUUACAACUCAUAAAGCUGAAAUUGUGGUGGGGGGGAGGAGGCGCAUGUGGAAGAGACCAGGUCAUAAAUUCCAGUUGUCUUUUUCUGCAAGGUUUUCUCAUUUCUUAAAAAUGAGGUCAUCUUAGGUGGGCAGUGGACCUAUUUGUAGUUGCAAAGACUUCAAACAAAUUUAAUUUUUCUAAAAAAAACAAAGGAAAUCUUAGAUCCGAAAAAGUUGAGCUGGCCGCCACAGUGAAGAAGCAGCAAGCACGGAUGGCCUUUUUAGAGAAUUCUCUUGAGGAUAUUUCCAAGCAGGUCAAUUUGUUUUGUAUCUUUAUUAAAUCUGUAAACAACUCUAUAAUGAUAUUUUUUAAUUUUUAUAUAAUUUUAAAUUAUCAAUCAUCAUGUAGAAAAGUUUUUCUGAAACAUAGCCUUCUUGAUGGAAUCCUUUCUUGAGUGAAGAUGAUUUUCAGAGUACGAUAAAAUAAAUUUUUUUGUAUUGUCAUUAGCCACGUCAAAAGCAGAUUCAGAUUGACCAACUGACCUAUGAACUCAGUAGUUGUCGACGCAGAUAUGAAGGAGAGAUAAAUGGGCUCAAAACACGUGUUGGUGAUUUGGAACUGCAGCUGACCGAGGCUCGACGAGAAGCAGAUGAAUAUCAUCGAGCAAGUUUGGAGAGAAAUGAAGAGUUAGUCGCUCUGGGAAAUCAGGUUUAUUGAAUUUUUUUAUUUUAAUUACACUGGGCGUAUUUCAUUAUUUCUAAAUAAAUUUGUGUAUAACUUUUUGAUCUAGUGGUAAGUAAAGUUGUUAUUCCCUGUAGCUAAAAAUGUUAUUCUAAUUGGAACUUUCAGCAUGUCUGUGUGGAUUACAUAAUGUUUAUUUAGUGAUUGAAAUUAUUUAAGGCGUUGUCUAUAGUAAAAUUCUGUUGGUCCUACAUUCCACAGCUCUCAUCAAUGAAAAUGGAGUUGUCAGAAACAAAUCCUUCCAUCAACUUUGGAGCUCAGGUCUGAACCUCUGAUUAUUUUUGUGUUGUGAAAUGUUGAGGAAAAUAUAGUUGACUUUGUAAAUCAAAUAGUAUGAUGUGAAUGAAGUCCUUUAUAUAUUGAGGAGACAACUAACUAAAAAUUUUUAGAAGAAAAAAAAUGAGUUUUCCACUUUAGUUCCUUUUUUUAAGUGUCAAUCUACAGUAUAUAUUGCAGUUAGUGAAUCAGAAACUUCACUUUAACUCUUUCGCUGCGGAACAAGGCACACUGCGUUCAUCCCCUGUUCUCAAAAGCACGGACCAACGCGCUGUGUGCUGUUUCAAUAUCAUGUUUGUUUCUCUGCUAUUUUUCGGUUAAACAUUUUAAGAGCUAUUUUUAAAAAAGACUUUUGCAUAGAAGAAUGGUAAUUAAUUGUUUAUAAGCGAAACCAAGUUUUAUUUGUUGUAAUUUGAAGCAUUAUUUUAAUGAUUGUCUUCGCUAUUUUUAUUCUACUGUUGCUAUGGCUACUCUAUGACUAAGUUUCCUACAUGAUUAACAUCUCAAAAAGCUUUGGAAUUGUUUUAUACUAUUUCUUGUGAUGGUGAAGGGGAUUUAUAUUUAGAUCCAUCGGAUGAUUCCGAUACUAGUAAUUUUAGAGGAUUUGAGUUAUAGAAGUGAAGAUGAGGUAUGCGUGCAUCAUAGGAUUUGGGGAAAAAAUGUUUUAGCAUAAUGGUUUUAUGGUUCUUUUCUGUAAUUUAUUUUAUUUAAAGUCAAGACAUAAGUUUACAAACAUAUAGUCCUUUCAAUAAUCUUUCAUUUGAUACCAAGUUUAGUCUUAUAAACAAAAAAAUAAUACUUUAAAUAUUUUUUUGAUAAACCCAACCUCUCACUCUGUCUUGCUGUUUGAAAAAUAACGUACAUUUUUUUAAUAAAAAUAUUCCGCAGCAAAAGAGUUAGGUCUAAUAUUUCAUUAAAAAAUCAGAAUGCUCUGUUCACUAUAUAAAGUUGAUUUACAAAAAAAAAGCUUUUUGUCAAAGAUUAUUUCCAAUGUCUGUUUUACAGGAGCUCUACAUCCAGCAACUACAAACCGAACUCAGUCAGCUCCGCAAGCGAGCAGAGGCGGUAGAAGAUCCAAACCUUGAUUACCUGGGGACUAGAUUAGAUAAAUCCAAUGUAGGCGACUUGAAAAAUAAACUCAAAUCGGCGGCCUCCAAGAUUAUACAGUUGGCAAAAGAAAAUCAGCAGCUAACAGAGUCCAACAACAGAUUAAGAACAGAGCUGAAAGCAUCAAGUAAGUGUAUGUCGAAUUAUUUCAAGCUUUCUUUGAGAAUUUUCUGACGGAAUUUCUGAAUUUAAAUAAAAAAUUUUAACAUGUAUAAAACAGAAUUUGAUCAUUGGUUCCCAGUACAAAUCAUUUAUGUCAACGAUGUACAGAUGAACCCACUUUUCUCGACCUCAGUUAACUCAACAACCCUGCUAUGUCAACAUUUUUGAAGUGGAACCGCUAAAUUCUUUCUGAGCAUUUUCUCCUUGGUUAUGUUGAUUCUUUUAUGUUGCUGACCCUUGAUGUCUCGAGCACAAAAGGCCGCCAAAUUUUCCACUUAACCUCGGUUAUCUCAAUCCCCAUGACCAAUCGCGGGCUUUUGAAAAUUAUAUACAACAGAAAUGUGCCUACUUCAAACCGGAGUAAUUGAAAUGACAAUGUCAUCCGCACAAUUAACUUGUCACAGUAAGAAGCGAGAGGCUUGCAAACAAAAGAGAGAAGUUGCAGUAACUGUUCCAUUUAUAGCAAACCCAUCCGUCGCUUAAUAGGCUUUCAUGUGUUCUUACAUGUUGCUUUUUAAAAAAACAACAGAAUCCGUAUUUGAAAAAACUGAAUUGGUGAAUCCGGAGCAAGAGAAAAUUUAAAACUUGCGAAUCCGGAGCUGAAAAAUAUUUAGCCUCACGAAUUUGGAAUAAUCUGGAAAAGUGGAUCCCCUCAUAUGCCUUGUGUUGUUAGCAAACAUGUAUGUCCAUUUUUAAUAGCAUGCCGAUCGCUUUAUCAAACAAAUCACAGUAAUGCUGUUGUGUAAAAAUAAAUUCCAAAAACACGUGCAUGUACAUUCUCAUUUAUAAACACUCAUCGUGUACAUAAAGAAAUUUCAAGCAAAAGAUAAUAAAUGGCCGCCAUAUUAGUUUUCGUUUAUCUCAAUCAUCAGUUAUCUCAAUGCUUUUUGGCAAACCCCAAGGCCGUCGACAUAACCGGGUUCUACUGUACUACUAGAAUUCUAUAACUGACCCCAUAUUUUUCAAAUUUUUAAUUGCUGUAUUUGUCCUGCUAAUUUGAAAACACAAAAAUAUUAUUGACCAAACUUUAAUGAAAUAGAAUUAGUCUAACUUGCUAUUUUAUUCCCAGUUGCAGAAAAGAGCUCCCAACACAAGCCAGCAGGUUCUCAAUCUGUACAAUUUUCUGAACAUAAAUCAUUAAUAUUUGACAACAAUGAAAGGUCAAAAGAGGCCUCAAAGCUGGACAGCCAAUCUGACCGACUGGCAGAGCUGGAAAAGUUGCAGUAUCAAUUGACUAAACAGGUAUGUUUGGUUUGUACGUAAGGCAACAGUAGCACAAAUUAUUUACUCAAUGUUUCUAUAGUAUAGUAGUUACUAUCCUAAUGUCUCAUUUUUAUUUUAGUUGGUUUACAUGUUUUUAAUAAUUGUAAAGCGCUUAGAGCUUGAAGGUAAGCGCUAUAUAAAAAUGCCUAAAUAAAUAAAUAAAUACAGACAAGGCAGUUAAUUAUUCAUUGAGGUUAAAUAAACAAUUGCUUAUUUGAAACUCAAUAAUCAUUGGAAAUAACAUAAAUGCUUAUGAAUUUUUUCCUUCAAAGGAGUUGCAAUAUGCCCAGAGGUUUAAAGCUGACAAGCCGAUCAACGUUCAGCAGUCUUUCGAUAAUAAGGAAAUCCCAGAGCGAGAUAUGAGUGGUAUGUACUAUGAUAGGUUGUUAGUUCAAUGAGAUCUAUGAAUUCUUGGUGUCCUUUUGUUUAUAAAGUCUGAUAAAAAAUAAAAUAAAUUGGUUUCUGAAAAUAAAUGUUUAAAUCUGUCAUAAGUUUGUCAUUCUGUCAGAGAGUUUGCUUUAUGUCUUUCUUUUUUUGUUAUGUUAUUUAUAACCCACACUUGAGAUUAUAUAUCAUUGUCUUUCACUUAACCAAAAUCAUUGUUCUGCAUCAUUGCACAACUGUUCACAAAAGUAUGAAACUAGAUGUGCCAGUCUACAGUUUAUUAUACAACAAAGCAUAAAUGGAUGAUUUUUUUUUAUACAGAAAAAUGGGAAUUAAAGUUAUUUUGUGUUUCAGCAAAGGUGAAUUUAAAAAGUUAAAUUUAGCCAACACACAACUUGCCACUCUGCCAUGUACCAGCUGGUGGUUAGAAAUACAGUACUGACUCCUGAAAAAGCCCUCUUCAAUAUUAAUGUCAAAUAUUUCGUCUCUGUUAUAACCAGAUUCUGAUAGACACGCCCAACCCUACUUUGAUAGCCUCCAACCCAUCAAAGCUAAAUCAACACCUCCUCGAGGGAAUCGCACACCCAGAGAAGCGGACUCUCAGAUGCUGAUGAGCAUGUCAUCAGGGGGAGGUGAAUCCAUCCAGAAGGUGUGGGAAAUGUUGGAGGAUUCUAUCACCAGUUAUGGUUCCUCAUUGAUGCCCGCUGCCAGACCCACCUCAACUCUGAAUCCAGGUAUCUCAACUGUUUUAUUUGACAUUAUUUCUUAUAUCAUUAUUAUUUAAUGUUAUCCUAUUUAUUAUAUGUAUAUAGAUAUAGAUAUAUUUAAAUAUAUAUUUACACACAAACACAUAUAUAUAUACAUCUAUAUAUAUAUACUUGUAUUUAUAGAUAUGAACGUAUAUGUUGUGGUUAUAUAACACCAUGUAAAUAUUCUAUUGGUUUUGUUUGUAGAGACAUUUAUAGUAUUCAUGAUCUUGGGGUGGGGGGGGGGGCGUGUUAUGUUGACCAAGUUCUUACAAUUAUUCAAACUUUCUUUCCUACUUUGUCCAAGAUAUAAAUCUAAAUCUCAGGUGCACAGCUGACAUCUUUUGGGUUCCUUUUAUUAAAAUGAGAAUGCCGAGCCAAUUAAACUGAAGUGUUUAUUUCAGGUGACCAGGGCAAAAAGAGAGAGUUUGUGGUGAAAGGUGAGAGAGCUCCUACUGAGCUUAAGUCAGCUCUCAAACAAACAACGGGGAAAUCAUUCAGCAGUAAGGUCACAGGGAAAAAUGUACCCAGGCUGAAACAGAAAGUUAGAAAUUAUAAUGUCAAGGAUGAUCCUGAUGAAAGAUGAUGAGUAGCUUUUCAAUAAGAGAGAUUGUGUACAUGAUGUAACAAAGAUGAUGUCAGUGAGAGAGAUUGUGUACAUGAUGUGACAAAGAUGAGGUCAGUGAGAGAGUUGUACACAAUGUAACAAAGAUGAGGUCAGUGAGAGAGUUUUUGUACAAAAUGUAACAAAGAUGAGGUCAGUGAGAGAGUUUUUGUACACAAUGUAACAAAGAUGAGGUCAGUGAGAGAGUUUUUGUACACAAUGUAACAAAGAUGAGGACAAUGACAGAAAUUGUGCACAUGUGACAAGGAUGCGGUCAGUGAGAGAGAUUGUGUACAUGAUGUAACAAAGAUGAGUCCAAUUAGAGAAAUUGUGUACAUGAUGUGACAAGGAUGCGGUCAUUGAGACUGACUGUGUCAAUGACAUGACAAGAAUGAAAGUUAAGAUACCUGUCAAUGUAAUACUUUAACAAAAGGCGUAUAGUUAUAUAUUUAUUUUUUUUACAAUGACCAAAUUGUCUUAUAGAAAACAUUUAAAUUUAAAAAAAAAUAAUCACAAGGGUUAGCUAUUCUUAAUCUGUAAUAAUCACGAUGAUAUCAUAAUCUUCUUUUUGUUAAGGAUUCUUUUCUUUUUUCUUUUUUUAAGUCAUUGUGUUAUGAACUGAAUUAUUCAGAUGACACUUAGACUAAGUCAACAUCGACAUAGAGGUGUAAACUUCAAAUGUCUAUAUAGAUCAGUCAAAAUUGUCUGCUCUUACAUUCACUUUGAACUAGUUUGAUGACAGAAUCAUUGUUGUAAAAUAUGUCUGUGCAAAGACCAUUCAUGUAACUUUCUGUUAUUUUUUUUUUUCCUUUAACUUUUGUAUACAGAACAGUUGAAAUAAAAAUUUGUGCAGAGCCAUUAAUAAAAAUAUAUAAGGCUACCAUAUUAAUUAAUCAUAUUUAUUAUAUUAUAAUUUUAGUUCCACCUGUGUAUGUACUUGUGAUAUGUAUUUCUACACUGUCAUCUGUAUUUGUAUCUACACUGAGACAUCAGAGCCCCAUUGUGAUCUGGG
Messenger RNA from Lymnaea stagnalis (great pond snail), 18577 nucleotides. The record is from the annotation of a GenBank genome assembly. NCBI's taxonomy places the organism in Eukaryota, Metazoa, Mollusca, Gastropoda, Lymnaeidae.